UAAAUCCUACCGGCCCACAUUUGUAAGUGCCCACAUUUGUAAGUGUUCCGGGCCGGCCACUCCCCAUCAGGCCCGUAGCAGCUGUCACUGCGCAGUGAAAGAUCAGGAGUGAGUUACUGAUGGAUAAACAAGCUCCAAAGCGUAAAGGAGGUGCACAAAAACUUAGGGAUAAAAAAAUGAAAGCACUUGAGGAAGGUUCAGCAAAAUCAAAAAAAAUUACAGACUUUUCGUUUGGUCCUGCAGCUGGUUCUAGUUGUAGUACAACCACCACCGGAGAAGCUGAUGUAACGUUAGCCGACACAGCGGCCAUUCCCAGUGGCAGUGAGUCCAGCAAUGAAACUGACACAGCACAGCGGCAUCUAGAGCCCAGUACCAGCAGUGAUAUGAUGGCUGAAGAUGAUCCUGCUGCUGACACUGACAGAGUUAGUCAAGGCCAGGAUGUCAGUGCCACCCCAGUUGAUUAUUUCACCAGGCCGAUGUCAGGCACAUUAGACCUAUUCUUCCGUUUUCACCCCCAGCAGAAGGCAGACAAGGCUGUAGUGCAGAGGGCUUUUUUUUGCAAAGACGGCACAAACAGGAAAUGGCUAUCAUACAGUGAAGCCAGAGAAGUACUCUUCUGCUCCCUUUGUAUGGCUUUUGCUAAUCCUAGAGAUAGCAACUCCUUCAUCACUGGUAUGACCAACUUCACACACAUACAUCAGAGAGUCGAGGAGCAUGAGCAGAGCCAUGCUCACAGAGGUUGCGCUGAGGCAUAUUUCCUCAGAUUCUCAAAAAACACAAUUCAGGACCUUCUCAUGGGACCUCAGAUGUCACGUCACAGAGAGGAAGUCCGCAGGAAGCGUCAAGUGUUGGAGCGCAUCAUAGAUGUGUUGAAACUCAUUGGUCAAAGGGGUUUGAGCUACAGGGGCACGCAGGCGGAGGCAUUAUAUACACUAGAUGAUGACACCAUUGAUCAUGGUAACUUUUUAGAGAUGAUUGUUUUGCUGGGAAAAUAUGAUGUGUGUCUCAAGGAACACCUCACUCUCUGUAUAGAAAAGAGCAAGCAAAUACACCAGUCUGGUUUAAGACAAGGUAGAGGUUCCCUUGUCACUCUCCUAUCCAAAACAACCAUCAACUACAUCAUCACCACCAUCCAACGCCUAAUGAAGGCCACCAUCGCCACUGAAGUCCGGGAAUCUGGCAUGUAUUCUGUCCAGAUUGACACCACACAGGACAUCACAGCCCAAGAUCAGUGCUCUGUUGUCAUACGAUAUGUGACAGACAUUGUUCAUGAGCGACUUGUUGCUGUGAUUAAAUGUGAGGCAUCCACUGGGCAGUACUUUGCACAACUUGUUGUGAAUGAAGUACUGGAGACCAUGAAACUGGAUGUGAGGCAGUGUAUUGGAGAUUCCACCGAUGGGGCCUCCAAUAUGCAAGGCCAAUAUAAAGGCUUCUCUGCACUGCUCGCCAAAAUGUCCCCCACCCAUGUCCAUGUAUGGUGCUACGCACACGUCCUGAACCUCGUCCUGGCAGACACAACACAAUGUGUAUUGGCAAGUGGGUCUCUUUUUUCCCUGUUGAACAACAUCGCUGUCUUCAUCAGAGUGUCCUACCAGAGGAUGAACAUCUGGGAGAAGGAGAGCAAAGACCCAAGACACAGACGUCUCGCCCCGAUUGGAGAGACACGCUGGUGGUCCAAAGACGUUGCUGUGACUAAGGUAUUUGGCUCUUUUGGAAAGCCAGAUAAUGCCCUGUAUGUUGAUGUCCUUCAUACCCUCUCCGCCAUUCAACAUGGACAGACUAUCAACGCCACUGCACGGGUCAAUGCACAUGGAUACAUCACCCAGCUUCUGAGGUAUGAAACAAUACUUACAGCUCAGAUCUUCCUGAGAAUUUUCCAGGUCACCUCACCAGUCUCAAAAUACCUUCAGAAAAGUGGAAUGGACAUCCUGACAGCUCAUCGGAUGAUUGUGGCUGCAGAAACACAGCUGAAAGAUAUGACCAGAGACUUCGAGAAAGUCAAGACGGCGGCCGCCACAUUCGUCCAGUGGGCCAACAAUCAAACAGAGGAGCAGAGUGAGGAGACUGAGCUGGAGGUUGAGGCCGCUCUGCCACAGAAACGGGGUAGAAAGAAGAAAACCAUGCCUGGAGAGAUGUCCAAGGAUGAGGCUGUGACUGAUGCUGAAACAUCAUACAAGAUUGAUGUCCAUAAUCAAAUCAUGGACACAAGGCAGCACUCCAAGAAUUAA
Molecule: messenger RNA, 2228 nt
Organism: Gymnodraco acuticeps
Lineage: Eukaryota; Metazoa; Chordata; Actinopteri; Perciformes; Bathydraconidae
Exons: 4
Coding region: 120-2228 (702 amino acids)
Source: RefSeq, a predicted model, not a curated record